Messenger RNA from Micromonas pusilla CCMP1545, 1235 nucleotides. RefSeq lists its product as uncharacterized. The transcript has a single exon. Gene Ontology annotation, cellular component: zeta DNA polymerase complex. The coding region runs from base 1 to 996 and encodes 331 amino acids. The record is from RefSeq and is a predicted model, not a curated record. Lineage: Eukaryota; Viridiplantae; Chlorophyta; Mamiellophyceae; Mamiellales; Mamiellaceae.
AUGCCGCCCGCGCUCGAGCCCGCGCCGAAGAGCCAGCACGACCUGCGGUGCGCGUCGUCCGUCCGCGUCCCUCCUCGCGGCCGCGCCUCCCCGUCCGUCGCGCGACGGCGGGCGGACGCGACCUCGCGGUUCUGUUCUCGUCGUCGCCAGAUCUGGGCACCCUCCUCCGGGUCCGCGCGCGCGCUUCUCAUCGACGCCCGCGUCGAUCUAAACCCUCUUCCUCCCUCCUCUCCUCGCCCCAGGCUGGACGUGAUCAUCGAGUUCCUCACCGCGGCGACGCACCACGUGCUGUAUCACCGAGGCGUGUACCCGAGAGAGCUCUUCGAGACGCGCGCGCUGUACGGCAGCCGAGUCAUGCGAUGCCGCCACCCGGAGGUGGUGUCCUACGUCGAAAACGCGAUCGGCGCGCUGCGUCGUCCGAUCGCGCGCGGGGACGUCAAGCGCGUCGUCGUCGUCGUGAAGGACGGCGAGACGCGCGGAGGGGGAGACGUCGGCGGCGGCGGCGGCGGCGGCGGCGGCUCCGGGGGUAGGGGUCUCCCCGUGGAGCGCCACACGUUCGACUUCGCGCUGAACGUGCGGCGUUCGGACCGGCCGCCGACGCGGCGGGACGUGGACGCGUUGCAAAAAGGCCUCUGCGCGACGCUCUCGAAGAUCGCGUUCUCGGACGUCACGCUGCCGCUGCUGCCGAGAGGCGCGAGCGCGUGCGCGUUCGAGAUCGUCGCGUACGCGGGGAGGUCCGGGAUCGCGGAGGAGCUCGGGUCGGGGGAGUGGAGCGAGGAACGCGUGGACGACGGCGCGGGCGGCGGGGGCGGGGGCGGCGGGGACGGAGGAGGAGGAGGAGGAGGAGAGAGAGACGCUGUCGUCGGCGAGAUGGACCCCGCGCUGGAGUUCCCGAGGGACGGCGACGUCCGGGAGGUGUAUCCCGUGAAGAGCGUGCGCUCGAACGACUUGAUGAGCUUGGACGUGUUCGUCGAGCGGCGGAGGGAGGCGUCGUAGGUUGGUCGUGAGUGAUUUUCACUUUUUUCUGCUCCCGUCCCGUCGUUCUCUCUCCGCUCGCGCCGCCUCUUCCUCCUCCUUCGCUCGCGCGAAAUUCACUCACUCACCGGGGCGAAGGCAUCUCUUCCUGCUUCUCCCCAACCUCGCCCUCGCCCUCGCCUUCGCCCGACUCCAUCUUCGCGACGACGUUGUUCUCGCCGCUCUCCUCCGCGUCGCGCGCAUCGCCGCCACCCGCCGCC